Molecule: messenger RNA, 2970 nt
Organism: Salvia splendens (bonfire salvia)
Lineage: Eukaryota; Viridiplantae; Streptophyta; Magnoliopsida; Lamiales; Lamiaceae
Product: probable LRR receptor-like serine/threonine-protein kinase At3g47570
Exons: 8
Coding region: 113-1846 (577 amino acids)
Molecular function (GO): protein binding
Source: RefSeq, a predicted model, not a curated record
UUCCCUAUCUGCCCAAUCCCUCUCCCUUCCACAGAAAACACAACCACACACACACACACACUCAUAUACAUGUUUGAGGUAUAUAUAUUUGUAUCUUGUCUACCCACUACACAUGACUACUUUUAAAUUCAAGCCUAUAAUGGAUAGAUAUUUCCAUCUCUACCUCCUUAUAACAUCACUCUUACUUCUUCAAUGGCUGAUUGAUUAUAACUCAGCCAAAUCAGAUAUCAACCCUGAUCGUUCUUCACUUAUUGCCUUCAAAUCUCGAAUAUCUUCUGAUCCCCAUAAUAUAUUAUCCCAAAAUUGGAGAAACGAAAGCAAUAUCUGUAGUUGGAUGGGAGUUACAUGUGAUUCUCGCUAUCACAGGGUGACUCAGUUGAAUAUAUCGUCCAUGGGUCUCGUAGGAACCAUCCCACCUGAAAUCGGAAAUCUUUCUUUUCUCGUUUCUUUAGAUUUGAGCGAGAACUCUUUUCAUGGUCCUAUUCCCACAUCUAUUUUCAACAUGUCAAGUUUAGAAGUUUUAAAAUUGAGGAAUAAUAGUUUAUCAAGUAACCUGCCAAUUGAUAUGUGCAAACAAAAUCUGCAUGGACUCAAGAGACUUCAUAUUUCUUACAACAAGUUGUUUGGGGAAAUACCAUCGAGUUUGGAGCAGUGUUCACAACUUGAGUAUGUUUCUUUGGUCAGCAAUAAUUUCAGUGGAAUUGUGCCAACUCAAAUUGGGAACUUGACAUUGCUUCAAGUGUUAUAUAUGAGUUCCAACAAUUUAAGUGGUAAUAUUCCAAAAGAGAUUGGUGGUCUUACUAAUUUAGCAGGUUUGGAUCUGAGCAUCAACAACUUUAUCGGACACGUGCCAAGGGAAAUUGCGAACUUGACAUUGCUUCAAUUGUUGGACCUUAGUACCAACAAGUUGAGCGGUAAUAUUCCAAAAGAGAUGGGUUAUCUUAAUAACUUACUAGGUUUGGGAAUGAGUUUCAACGAGUUUUCAGGCCCUAUACCUGCAACUAUUUACAGCAUGACUUCCUUGGAGUAUUUUGACUUUGCAUCGAAUGAUUUGAAUGGAUCGCUAUCAAGAGAUAUUGGAAACAUGACAUCCCUUCGCAGAAUAGGCCUUGAAUAUAAUAAUCUAAUUGGUGAAAUUCCGAAAGAGAUCGGCUAUCUUGCUAAUUUCGAGCGAUUAAGCAUGUGUUGCAACAGAAUUAGUGGUUCAGUGCCAAGAGAACUUGGGAACUUGACAGCCAUGGUUGGUAUAUACCUUUCCAGUAAUGCUUUAAGUGGUCCUAUAACAAAAGAGCUAGGUCGCCUUGUUAAUUUAUGGGAGCUGCAGUUGCACUACAAUAUUCUAAUAAAUGGAUCUAUACCGAAGGAAAUUGGGAACAUGACAUCUCUUUCCUACUUAUGGCUUUCCAAUAAUAGAUUAAGCGGUACUAUUCCAAAAGAAAUUGGAAACCUGAAACACCUCACGGAGUUAUGGCUUCAGGACAACAAUUUAAAUGGUACUAUUCCAAAAGAAAUUGGAAACCUGAAACACCUCACGGAGUUAUGGCUUCACGACAACAAUUUAAAUGGUCCAAUACCUUCCGCCAUUGGGAAUAUGUCAGAGCUGACCUAUUUAGGACUCCCUCAUAACAAACUAAUUGGAGAGAUUCCAUCAUCCAUUUGUGACUUGAGAUUACUAACACUCCUCCAUUUAGCAGACAAUCAUUUGGAAGGACAGAUUCCAAACUGCUUGGGAAACUUCAAUAGUUCAUUGUUGGCUCUUAAUUUGGGUGGAAACCAAAUCACAGCCCUUCAAUCAGCAUUUGCAAAAGGAUGCAGUCUUCAGGCCCCUUAUUCUGUAUGGCAAUAAGUUGGAAGGAAUAACACCUUCCCUAAUCAACUGCCAACGCCUGGAAAGCAUUGAUUUUGGUGAUAAUGAAAUACGAGGUGCAUUUCCCUUCUGGAUGGAAACAUUCCCUCAACUUCGCGUCCUCAUCUUGAAGUCUAACAAGUUGAAUGGUACUAUGUUGGAGCCUUCAAAGACCGAGCAUCCGUUUCCAAAGUUACAAGUCUUGGAUAUAUCAAGAAAUGUAUUUGUUGGCUCUUUACCUGAUAGAUAUAUCAAGAAUUUUGAAGGUAUGAUAGAUGCCAAGGAUAAUCUGACACGCGUUGGGAAGGAUGAGCUCCAAACAUUUUUAGACUUACGUGUCAUUUUGAAAGGUUUGGAUCAGGGAUUGUCAAGAUUAUUGGAUACGUUUACAAUGAUUGACUUAUCUUCCAAUAGAUUUUCCGGGAAUAUUCCAGUUUCCAUCGGCAAUCUUAAUUCUCUUAGAUACUUGAAUUUGUCCAGUAAUACUCUCACGGGAGAGAUUCCUGUAUCUCUUGGGAAUAUAAGUAUUCUUGAGUCAUUGGAUUUGUCAUGGAACAGAUUUAGUGGAAAAUUUCCAAGUGAUCUGACAGGGUUGACGUUUCUUUCGAAAUUAAACCUAUCAAUGAAUAAUCUUGUGGGGCAGAUACCACAAUCUAAGCAGUUUUCCACGUUUCAGAAUGAUUCAUACAUAGGAAACUCAGGAUUGUGUGGAGUUCCGUUGGCAAAGCAGUGUGAACCAACUGAUAGAAAACCAGUGUUUCCUCCAGAAGAUGAUGAUGAUGAGUCAGGAUUUAUAGAUGGAUUUGGUUGGCGAAGUGUGGUUAUGGGAUAUGGGUGUGGAUUUGCAGUUGGAAUUGGAAUUGGUUACAUGAUUAUAAGAAGCGGAAGGCCAAGAUGGUUAGUGGAAUUCUUUUUUGGAGUCGGAUAUAAUAAUAGUAAGGUGAAGAGAAGAAAUAGAGCUAAAGCAACAAGAAGAAGGUGAGUGAAGACAAACAUUGUGCUUUUGUAUUAUGUUUUGCAUAUAAUGCAUAUUAAAGUAUGUAAUGUUGCAUUUGUAUGUUUGGUUACUUUUGUUUAGAAACUCAUGUGAUUGUACUAUUGUGUGAUUAAGCCCUUACAUGCAA